AUGCAACAGUUGAUGCACUUAUGCGCUAUACGAUGGCUUCUUGAUGGCUCAGUUCGAUUCGUCAGACUGUCACCAAAAUGUUAUGUUAAACGGAAACGGAGAAAAUUUAUCGAUCCUAUUGUGGUCGGGAAAACACCUAGUAAGAAGAAGGUUGCCGAAAUUUAUGAAGAUAUGAAAGUGGGAGAACUGGCCAAAGUGUUGGGAAGUUCUGACGAAGAAAUUUUCCAAGUGCUCAAAAAUAUAAAUAAUUCACCCAGAAUCAACAACGAAAAGCUGGAUAUGUCUACUAUCACUACCGUAGUUGGGGCUUUUGGUCUUAAACCAAAGCUGAUACCACAUCCUCGAAGUAUCGUCAGUGAACAUUUUGAAUUGGAUGCAUUUCCACAACCGCCACCUCCGGAAAAUGAAUUGAGAAGACGUGCGCCUAUAAUUACUAUCAUGGGACAUGUUGAUCAUGGAAAAACAACGCUUCUUGACUGUCUAAGACAUUCUCAAAUUGUGGAAAGCGAAUAUGGUGGCAUAACACAACAUAUCGGCGCUUUUACGCUAAAAGAGAAAGAUUGUGAGAUUACAUUUCUGGACACACCUGGACAUGCGGCAUUCGCUAAGAUGCGGGAACGUGGAGCACAUUCAACUGAUAUAGUGGUUUUAGUAGUAGCUGCGGAUGAUGGAGUAAACGAGCAAACAGUACAGUCCAUAAAUUAUGCAAAGACAGCAAACGUACCUAUUGUUGUUGCCAUUAAUAAAAUUGACAAGGCUAAUGCUAACCCUAUCAAAGCUAAACAGUCGCUUGUGGAACACGGAAUUUUGGUUGAUGACCUUGGUGGUGAUGUUUUAUGUGUUGAAAUUUCAGCUCUAAAAGGUGAAAAUGUGGAUGAACUGAAGGAAGCAAUACUACUGCAAGCUGAAGACAUGAAUUUGCGUUCAACUUGGAGUGGAUUAGUGGAAGGAAUUGUGAUUGAAUCGAAAAUCCAGAGUGGUAUUGGCAAAGUUUGUACAAUGAUUGUUCAACGUGGUACUCUCGUGAAAGGCGCAGCACUCGUAGCUGGAACAUGUUGGGCUAGGGUUCGUUCAAUGCAUGAUGAAUUUGGUCACGACUUAGUGAAGGCUAUCCCAAGUACCCCAGUAGUUGUCUCUGGCUGGCGAGAAAAUUUGCCUACUCCAGGAGAACGAGUUCUGCAACUGGAAAAUGAAUCAAGGGCUCAGGAAGUCGUUCGUUAUAGACUGAAAAAAGAAAUGAAUAAAAAAGCAGAAGAAGAUUGGAAAACAGCUGAACAGCGAAAUGAGAAAGAAAGAAAGGAAUAUUUAGAAAAUCGCCGUAAGUUAUUAGAUGCUGGUUUACGUGCUGGUUCCACAUUGCGCUUGAUCGUCCAUAAAGAGCAGAAAUAUCAAAAAGAUGUUGGAAAUCAAAAACCAUACGUAAGGUUGAUGCUAAACACUGAUGUUGAUGGAACUCUAGAAGCUAUCCUAAAUGUCUUUGACACCUACAAGUCGGAGGAAGUUGAGCUAGAUCUUGUGAAAUUUGAUGUUGGACCUCCGAGUGAGAGUGAUGUCAAGUUAGCAAAAGAUCUUGGAAUUCUGCUUUACUGUUUCAAUGUUCAAGUGCCACUUGGAGUGAAGCGUACUGCUGAACAAUUGGGUGUGGAAAUCAGUUGCUUUAAUGUUAUUUAUCGUUUGGUAGAAGAUUUAAAAAGUCGUUUAUCGAAUUGUCUUCCGGAAGAAGUAACAAUGGAACAAGUUGGCGAAGGACAUGUGAUAAAAAGUUUCUCGGUGAUUGUUGAGCGAAAAAAGCAGUCGAUUGGCGGAAUUCUGGUAGACUGGGGUACUAUCAACAAAUCGGAUUUGCUGCGGGUGCUGAGAGACACGACUGUCAUCUUUGAGGGUUCUAUACGUUCGAUGCGUGUUGGAACACAGGUAGUAAGUUCGGCAAGCAAAAACGAAGAGGUAGGCGUUGCUGUAUCGAAUGACAAGAUCGUUUUCAAAGAGGACGACAUUGUUGAAACAUAUCGAGAGAAGAAAGUGAAAAGGCAGAUUAGUUGGGACCCUCCGGGUUUUUAG
This is a messenger RNA of Brugia malayi, 2058 nucleotides long. Its product is annotated as Elongation factor Tu GTP binding domain containing protein. NCBI's taxonomy places the organism in Eukaryota, Metazoa, Nematoda, Chromadorea, Rhabditida, Onchocercidae. Gene Ontology annotation, molecular function: GTPase activity; GTP binding. The coding region runs from base 1 to 2058 and encodes 685 amino acids. The record is from RefSeq and is a predicted model, not a curated record. The transcript is spliced from 15 exons.